This is a messenger RNA of Pangasianodon hypophthalmus (striped catfish), 1667 nucleotides long. Its product is annotated as GTPase IMAP family member 9-like. NCBI's taxonomy places the organism in Eukaryota, Metazoa, Chordata, Actinopteri, Siluriformes, Pangasiidae. The transcript is spliced from 2 exons. The record is from RefSeq and is a predicted model, not a curated record. Bases 148 to 831 code for a protein of 227 amino acids. Gene Ontology annotation, molecular function: GTP binding.
ACGUGGACUGUAUGAUCAUGUGGCACAGAACAGCAGUCAGUAAAGGACAAUCUUUUAACUUUCAUUUCAUUGCAGAAAACAACUGCACAGGAUACACACUGCACUUUAUCUACACACAGCGCUAUCUCCUCUUCUAAGCUUUACGCAAUGGAACGGCGGAUUGUUCUCCUGGGGAAGACUGGAUCAGGGAAGAGUGCUACUGGAAACACCAUCCUUAAUGGCAACUAUUUUGAAGUGAAAUCUUCUCCUCAGUCGGUGACAAAGAACUGUGAUGUGAAAGAAGUUGGGCACAUCAAGGUUAUUGAUACACCUGGCAUGUCUGACACAUCACUGACCCCAGAUCAGCUGAAAAAAGAAAUAGGGCGGUGUGUGUACCUGUCAGUUCCUGGUCCUCAUGUGUUCCUGCUGGUGAUCAAACUGGGCAGAUUCACAGAGGAGGAGAAGAACGCAGUGAAGUGGAUUCAGGAGAACUUUGAAGACGAUGCCUCGCUCUACACCAUGGUUCUGUUCACUCACACUGAUCAGCUUGGAGAGAGGACACUAGAGGAGUUUUUGGGAGAGAGCCCUGAACUGAGAAGACUGCUCAACACCUGUGGAAAUCGCUAUCAUGCAUUUAACAACAAUGACCCAGGUCGUUCCCAGGUCGAUAAGCUGAUGCAGAAGAUAGAUGACAUGGUUUUGAUGAAUGGAGGGAAGUACUACACUAAUAAGAUGUACAAGGAGGUUCAAAGACGUAUUAAUAUUGGUGAAACGUUUGAAACUGUUGUUGCUGCUGUUGCAGGUGCUGCAGGUAUUGCUGGGAUAGUUGCUUUAGCAUUGAUCAAAAAAUAGUGGAAGCUAAGUCUGUAUGUGUUGUAAAUAAGAAAAAAAUGCAGCUCAUCAUUUUACCAAGAAACCACAAAGCGUAAACUCCUCUGUCCUGAAGAUGUCAGAAAACCUAAAGUUACAGCUUUACAUCGGAGUGUUACAACGCUCCUUACAGAAAACUUCACCAUCUCAACAAUUCACCACGUCCACCUUUUCUCAAUGUAAUAAAUAAAAUUUGCUUUCUUUGUUGCCACUGUCGCUGAAAUCACGGCUCUGUGUCUUACACGUACAUAGAAAAUACACGAUCAGCUGUUGCUUUCCCACUCACUAGUGUGAAAACAGGGUUAGGUUAAUUCAAGUGCCUACUAAUUAAUUUGUUAUUAUAGAAACGAUAACAUAUUAGAAUGAGUGCAUUACUAUAAACCUGUGAUGUGUAGCUGCACUACUGUCAGAGCUGCAGUUAUAGUACAUUAAUCAAUACUUUCUGACCAAUCACAAUCCAGAUAUCAACAGUGCUGUGGUGUAAAAAUAUGAUCUGUGGGUAGUGGACAAACAUUAUAGUGCAACUGAAAUUAUUUUGAAUGAUUUGUUUCCUUUUUCAUAUUACUGGGCUGUUAUUAAUUAUUUUCUAUAACACAGUUAUUUUUCUCUCUAUUUUUAUCUUGAGUGGUAAUCAGUAGCUCAGACAUAAAGACAUAAAGAGUUUUAUAUGUAUCUACAUUUAUCUUAUGAACUUUUUAUUGAAUCAAUAGUGGAUGAAGGAUAUUCAGAGAGAUUUCAAUUUCAGAUUAAAGGAAAAUUGUCUAAAUGGCUGCUAUGAAAAUCUUUGUUAUAAAUCAUUCAUAUUGUAAAUGGUGUGU